Messenger RNA from Drosophila takahashii, 1664 nucleotides. RefSeq names its product T-cell activation inhibitor, mitochondrial. The record is from RefSeq and is a predicted model, not a curated record. Gene Ontology annotation, cellular component: mitochondrion. NCBI's taxonomy places the organism in Eukaryota, Metazoa, Arthropoda, Insecta, Diptera, Drosophilidae.
UCUCACUAAUUUGACCGUCUUUCAUAAUUUCAAGAUCAGGAGUUAUAUAUCUUAAAAUCUUAAGCCCGCAGCAGUCGUCGCCGCAUGCUGGCCAUCUGGGACGAGGGGCAGGGUUGUGCCGCCGCUCACCGCUUACAUAAUGUCCAUGUCGCUGGGCCCCAAGAUCCGGAAAUUGGUCACCAGCGGGCGGCACUUCCUGAUUUCGCGUCGAUCGCUGAACCAAGAUCUUACGACGGCCCUGAGACCCUUCUACUUCGCCGUCCAUCCGGACUUCUUUGCCCAGCAUCCUGAGCAGCGGAACACCAACGAGAACUCCUUGAAGCUCCUAAGUGAGCAUCUGGAGGCUCUGUACGAACGCAGGCAGCGCGGGAGUGGCGACGCCCAGGUGCUCAAGUUCUAUGUGCGCACCAGUUCGGAUGCCGACAAGCGGGACUCCUUCAAGCUCAUCCAGAUUCGAACGGACUGGCAGAGCACCCGCGAUCCCAAGACCUUCAUUCAGAGCCUCCUGGAGUCCUGCAACCUGUCCACGGAGUAUGUGAAGAACAUCAAGGGACAGCCGGAGGCGCCAAAGCCCUUCUCUGGCCUGGAUUUCAAGCCGGGCCAGGACUAUCACUACGAUGCGCAGUUUACCGAGUUCGAAUCUCAGUUGAAAAAUGAACGUGCCUUCAAGCGACCUGUACUGACCACCUGGCUGGAGGAGAAUGCCGGGACAGCCAAGCAGCGCUCCAAGGAAACGGCAGACCUGCAGGCCGAGAUUGACAAGCUCCAAAGGGUGCUGGUCCAGAAGUUGGAGCUACAGGAUGCCCGCUACGAGUGCGGCUGGAACAUAGAGCACUAUCGCGGCUGUUUGAAGACCCUAGAGCGACUGUCCAACACACACUUACUUGAAAUGGCUCCCCUCAAACGUCGCAUUGUGGUCUUUGCUCCCUUCACGGGCAUCAGUCUCGAGGGUCACGUGAUGCUGUUCACCGGCGAUGUGCUCAGCACCUGGAUUGACUUCAUCAAGAACAUUCCGCAUCACGAUGCCUACUUGAAGGUGGUGCCCGUCUACGAACGGACACUCUCGCAGGUUCUGCUGCAGAUCCAGAUCGGACGCCGCAAGUUUAUGCCCAAGCAACAGGCCAGGGGCUAUGCAAGCUACCUCAUGAAGGUUACCACGUCGCUCAACGAUUACAUAGGUAAACAAAAAUAUCCGGCGGAAUGGCCGAAAACGCUCAAGGAGUUCACCAUUGUGGUGGAAUCAGAGGCGGGUCCCCUGAUGGUCAGCCCCACGGGGCAGUUCAUCACGCCAGCUACCUGUCCGGGCUCCAUACUCGUCGACUUCAUCACCGUGAACAUGGAACUGGCCCGGGAGCGGAUGAAGAAGUACGCCCAGGACAAACACGUCGAGCAGGAACUGAUCGACUCGUGCAUUAAGCAGCUGCAACUGCAAUCAUUGACCAAAGACGACGCCGUCACCCCGGACAAGAUGAUCACAGCCCUCAGAGACUUAGCCCAGCUGCAGGUGAAGGAGCUGCAGCAGUGCAAGCUGCACAUAACCCAUUACUAUUCGGUGCUGACCGACGGCGUUGUGUGCAUACCCUGGGACUUUCAGCAGAGGUAGUUCGGUUUUCUCAUACAUGUGCCUUAUUAGACAAAAUAAACAUAGUAAUAAUUUAUAGUUA